AUGGGCAUCAAAUCCAAGUCGGCGAUGACUUACUCCGCGAAAGCUAGGCUGAACCGUCUUCAAUGUCUCACAGCCCUUUUCGGCAAUCUCUCGUGGAACGGCAGGCGCGGCUUCGUCAUCGCCAGGGACGCAGCAGGGCCGGGAGCCGAACCACCCGUCGACUUCCCGAUGCCUGCCCGCGGUCCCGAGGUUCAACUAUGA
Molecule: messenger RNA, 201 nt
Organism: Colletotrichum higginsianum IMI 349063
Lineage: Eukaryota; Fungi; Ascomycota; Sordariomycetes; Glomerellales; Glomerellaceae
Exons: 1
Coding region: 1-201 (66 amino acids)
Source: RefSeq, a predicted model, not a curated record